Molecule: messenger RNA, 1397 nt
Organism: Medicago truncatula (barrel medic)
Lineage: Eukaryota; Viridiplantae; Streptophyta; Magnoliopsida; Fabales; Fabaceae
Product: thermospermine synthase ACAULIS5
Exons: 10
Coding region: 198-1184 (328 amino acids)
Biological process (GO): polyamine biosynthetic process
Molecular function (GO): thermospermine synthase activity
Source: RefSeq, a predicted model, not a curated record
CUUUUUUCAAGUCUGAAGCACUUCCACUUUGCUAGAUUUCCUAGCUAUCAAUAAUUACUUCCCUUUCAUUUCUCCUUCUUAUAUACGAUCUCUCAUUCUCAUAUCCAUCCAUAACAUCACAAACUACUCUUUUCUCGUCUUCUUCUUCUUUCACACUUUCUCUUGUUCUGUUCUUUUUAGUUGUCAUCAAAGGAAAGAUGGGUGAAGUAGCUUACACAAAUGGAAAUGGAAAUGACAAAAGCCAUUCACCACCUAAUGGUUAUAGGAAGAGUUGUUGGUAUGAAGAAGAGAUUGAAGAGAACCUUAGAUGGUGCUUUGCUCUCAAUAGCAUCUUGCAUACAGGAGCUAGCCAGUACCAAGACAUUGCAUUGUUGGACACAAAGCCCUUUGGCAAGGCAUUGGUACUCGAUGGGAAGCUUCAGAGUGCAGAAACAGAUGAAUUUAUCUACCAUGAAUGUCUUGUUCAUCCAGCUCUUCUUCACCAUCCUAUGCCAAAAAAUGUUUUUAUUAUGGGAGGAGGAGAAGGAUCUACUGCAAGGGAACUUCUCAGGCACAAGACUAUAGAUAAAGUUGUAAUGUGUGACAUUGAUGAGGAGGUGGUGGAGUUUUGCAAAUCAUACUUAGUUGUAAACAAGGAAGCAUUCCAUGACUCGAGACUUGAAGUCGUCAUCAAUGACGCAAAGGCUGAACUAGAAGGCAAAGAAGAGAAGUAUGAUGUAAUAGUUGGUGAUUUGGCUGAUCCAAUAGAAGGAGGUCCUUGCUAUAAACUUUACACCAAAGACUUCUAUGAACUCACUCUUAAGCCAAAACUGAAGAAAGGUGGAAUAUUUGUGACACAGGCAGGGCCUGCUGGAAUAUUCAGCCACACAGAAGUUUUCUCAUGUAUUUACAACACCUUGAGACAAGUUUUCAAGUAUGUGGUGCCUUAUUCAGCUCAUAUCCCAUCUUAUGCUGAUAUUUGGGGAUGGGUCCUGGCUUCAGAUUCUCCAUUGGACCUUAGUGCUGAAGAAUUAGAUAUCAGAAUGAGACAGAGGAUUAUUGAAGAGAAUAGAUAUCUUGAUGGAAAAACAUUUGUGUCAUCAUCAACUUUGAGCAAAGCUGUUCGUAAUUCGCUAAACAAUGAAACUCAUGUAUACACAGAGGGAGCAGCUAGGUUCAUAUAUGGUCAUGGAAAGAAUGCAUAACUAAGCUUCAAAUCAUAACAAAAAGUAAAGCAAAAAGACACACAAUGCAAGUUAACAAAUGCUUUCAAUCAAGAUAUUUCUUUCAUUAUAUGUAUUUCCUUUCUGCUCUUCACUUUUUUACCCCUUGGCUUGUACUUUCACCACUCAAAAAAAGGCUUGUAAGUGUUGCAUCAAUGAACAACCAAUGGUUCCUAUCUUGUGCUUCUAUUUGGA